AUGUCGUGGAAAUUGGCCCUGCCUUCUGCAAUUGUUUGCCUCUCAUCUUUCCUGCUGUACUCUUUUGAUGUUUGGAUCCGGACUAGGCCAUUCAAUCCGCCUGACCAAACAGUCAACAGCACCCAGCAAUGGGACAUCUUACGCCAUCUGGGCGGCUACUCUCCCUGGAUCCAUAAAACCAAUGGCGUCCUCAACAUCGAUGUGCCCGAAGGUUGCAUCGUAGAUCAAAUCCAUAUGAUGUCUAGGCACGCGGAACGAUAUCCCACCUUCAAUCCUGGAAUUCGGAUGCUCGAGCUUUACCAGCGUUUGCAACAUGAGAACGUGACUUUCAGGGGAGACAUGAUGUUCUUGAACGGCUGGAACUUCUUCGCUCCUCAUCCAAACGAUCAGUUUGACCAGCUGACGACGACGGGGCCUUAUGCGGGGACACUGGAAGCCUUUGCUACGGGCGUGAAGCUGAGGACUCGAUAUGAAAAAUUGCUUGAGGAGGCCGUGGCGAAGAAGCAAACUUCGUUCUGGGCAAGUGACUCCCAACGUGUGAUUGAAACCGCCCAGAUCUUCGCCACUGGCUUCUUUGGUCUUGGCUGGGAAAAGACAGCCACGCUACAUGUCAUUCCUGAGGACCUGGAGACUGGCGGCAACACGUUGACACCAGGCCACGCUUGUCCGAAGUACGGCACCGAUCUCGAAUACGGUCACAAUUAUGGCAUCAAGAACCUUGAAGUCUUUCGGUCAACCUACCUGCCAGCAAUCAGCAAGCGCUUGAAAAAGGAGAACCCCGGAAUCGUUUUCACUGAAACGGAGAUAUACUCGAUGCAGGAGAUGUGUGGCUUCGAGACUCUCGCCAAAGGCUCAUCGCAUUGGUGCAAAGUCUUCACGCACGAUGAAUGGCUGAGCUUCGAGUACGCGCGAGACCUGUUGUACUACUACCGUUCAGGUCCGGGCAAUCGAUACGGGCCUUCACUUGGAUGGCUGUGGCUGAAUGCAACGGCAGACCUACUGCGGCAGGGACCAGAAGCAGGGCCAUUGUUCUUCAGCUUCAAUCACGACGGAGACAUCACCGCCAUGUUAGGAGCCCUCAAUCUCUUCCCUCAACACCCACAUCUCCCCAAUUCACGCCAGCUCAACGAUCGAGCAUGGCGCAUGUCCGACGUGACACCCAUGGCCGGCCGCCUGAUCUUCGAACGCCUCUCCUGCCCCGCCGAAGUCACCUGCUGGGACAACGCCCAAUACGGCUACCCAAACCAUCUCUACUGCGAACCACCACACAACGACACCUACAUCCGCAUCAACGUCAACGACGGCAUCGUCCCGAUGCCAGACUGUCGCGACGGCCCGGGCGGUGCAUGUCCGCUAGAAGACUUCCUCGAGAGGGUGAGGAGGCGGGGCGAGGAGGUCGAGCCUUUCCAUGAGAUUUGUGGAGUGGAGGAGGGGAAGCCGAGGGGGAUUAUGUUUUUGCAUCAGUAA
This is a messenger RNA of Zasmidium cellare ATCC 36951, 1467 nucleotides long. RefSeq lists its product as uncharacterized. The record is from RefSeq and is a predicted model, not a curated record. Lineage: Eukaryota; Fungi; Ascomycota; Dothideomycetes; Mycosphaerellales; Mycosphaerellaceae. Bases 1 to 1467 code for a protein of 488 amino acids. Gene Ontology annotation, cellular component: fungal-type cell wall. The transcript has 5 exons. Gene Ontology annotation, molecular function: acid phosphatase activity.